Messenger RNA from Knipowitschia caucasica, 726 nucleotides. NCBI's taxonomy places the organism in Eukaryota, Metazoa, Chordata, Actinopteri, Gobiiformes, Gobiidae. The record is from the annotation of a GenBank genome assembly.
AUGCUGGACAUGGCCGUUGACUCAGUGGAUGACAUGUACAGUGGCUGCACAGACCGCAUGGACGCCAUAGUUAAAAAGCAAUAUCUACCAAUGGAGAAAAACAAAAUGACAACAAACUUCACCUUAGCUUGGAGUGCGGCCGAGAAGUACUACAACAAAUUAUGGAGACGCAAAAAUGGGAAAAAACCAUCAACGUCCCUCAGCAAAGAGCAAAUUAUGUCUAUUUACGCGUACACCCUGGACACGCCUAACGUCUAUAUGGACUUCAACAACGCGGUGCGCACUCAAGGGCCCAAGUACAAGACGUCUUUUCAAUACCACUCUCUCCACUACUUUCUGACCGGGGCUAUUCAGAAACUCAACGCACGCAGAAGCAAGGCCGAGCGGUGCGUGCGCGUCCACCGCCGGGUUAACGCGUACUUCAGGCGGGACGUGGUGAACAGGCCCGUGCGCUUUGGCUCCUUCUCCUCCAGCUCCAUGGGUUGGUUCCCCAGCGCGGCCAGAUUUGGGGACAGAAGUUGCUUUGAGAUUAACACGUGUUUCGGGGCGGACGUGUCGCUCUUUUCUAAACUGGGAGAGGCGGAGAGAGAAGUGCUGGUUCCACCGUAUGAAGUUUUUAAGGUGACGGCGGUAGAGAAGCGCUCUGAGAAGAAGAACCUUCCGUGUGAGUUUGUGUACAAGCUGAGCAGCAUCGGUGUUGUUUCAAACCUGAACUGUGCACUGUGA